CUAAAUUUGCCAAACAGAGUGGGCCCGGUACAGCCAUGUUCUCUCGCGCUGGUAAAACUACUAUUAACCAGUACAUGAGUUUCUCUGACGGAUCUAAAACUCUUGAUGACAGUAGGAUAGCUCUUAAUGAUUCUUUUGAGGAGGAGCUUGCCAAUAGAGAAUAUGAGGAUAAUUAUGACCAGGUGUUUGGUAAUAAGCUCAAGCGAGUGGAAAAGAAGUUUGACAUCAAUAAAUUCACUCCUAUCUAUCAGAAGAGUGAAAAACAAAAUUCCAAGAAAGAAUCACUAAGCAUGGUGUUUAAAUCUACAACUACGAGAGAAGCUGCAGGGAAGAUCUAUAAGUUAGCCCCUUCUAUUCAGAGGAUUGGAGGAGCAAAUCGAGAAGAUCCUAAAAACAUCCCUUCUUUGUAUCACUAUAAUCCUUGCUAUAAAGCAGUCGAUAGUCGCGUUAAGGGAGAUGUCAAGUUUAAACGCAGCUUAAAGAAAAAUAAGAUCUUACAAAAGAGAAAGGAAUUUCUUCAGAAUUAUACAGUUGAAUUGAAGAAGAAAUUGGCCAUAAAGGAGACCCGAAUGAGCUAUGUGAACAGCUUGUUAACCAAAUUUAAGAAGUGCAAGAAGAACUAUGUUGAGACUACCCAGAAAUCUCGGCCUAAGGAAAAGCUUGGCAAAGGGCAUUCCUUGAUUAGUGAGAGUAGUGAUGGAGAAACUUUGAAAGCUCAAAGCCUAGCAAAAAUUAAUAUUAAUAGUACUUCGGCCAUUAAGACGGAAGGGAAAGGAGAUUCUGAGAUCCAAAGAAUGAAAUCACUUUCUCAUUUUACUUCAAAUCAUUCAACUGCUCCUGAGAGUCAUCAAAAGCCUGUUCGAAGAGUUAAUAUGAGCAAAAAAUCAAGGAUAAAUGAAGAUAUAGUCAAAUGGUGAUUUAGAAAAGCUAAUUUUUCUUUUGAUUCUGAGUUAAGCCCUUACGACCUCAAAAUGAAGCUGUUUAAUUCUCCUGAGGAAAGUACAAUUAUGAAAGAAAGGUGCAAAAGUGUCACUCCUUUUGAUAAGCAGCAAGAUCGACCACCUUUAAAAGCAGAGAUAAAUUGAAAUGAGAAAAGAUUUGAAGUUAAUUCAUCAAACAUUCACGCUUUAUCAAAUAGUAGGAAAUCAGCUUCUCCUGAUUUUAAAAAAUGUACGAGAAGAAAAGAACUUUUUGAUACCCCUUUCUACCUCAAUACUUAUGAUGCUAACUAUGAGUAUCCAAAGUCUUCUCUAGGGAAGGUUCCUGAUUUCAAGAGAUAUAUUUCAAGACCUCCACAAGAGAAAGAAAUAAUUUAUCAGGAGUACUAUAAACCUCUGGAAAAGAUCUACGCAUCUAUGAAAAGAAAGGACCGCACAGUUGCUUUCAGAAAUCAGAGAUCUAGGGACGAUCUUCUCUACAGGCACGAAACAGUGGCUCGGCAAGCUAGAAAGAACAUCUUAGACAGUGCUUCCCUUAUGGCUAAAAAGAUAAAUUUCUAACUCAUAUUAUUCAAUACCUAACAUGACAAUCGGGGUUUUGG
Molecule: messenger RNA, 1540 nt
Organism: Moneuplotes crassus
Lineage: Eukaryota; Ciliophora; Spirotrichea; Euplotida; Euplotidae
Source: the annotation of a GenBank genome assembly